This is a messenger RNA of Alexandromys fortis (reed vole), 1329 nucleotides long. Its product is annotated as keratin-associated protein 9-1-like. Gene Ontology annotation, cellular component: keratin filament. The record is from RefSeq and is a predicted model, not a curated record. The transcript has 2 exons. NCBI's taxonomy places the organism in Eukaryota, Metazoa, Chordata, Mammalia, Rodentia, Cricetidae.
AUGACCAACUCCUGCUGCUUGCCUUGCUGCCAGCCUUCCUGCUGCACGACCACCUGCUGUAAGCCCACCUGUGUGACCAGCUGCUGCCAGCCAUGCUGCAAGCCCAGCUGUUGUGAGACUACCUGUUAUAAGCCAACUUGUGUGAUCAGCUCCUGCUGCACACCAUGCUGCAAGCCCAGCUGCUGUGAAACCACCUGCUGCAGGACCACCUGCUGUAAGCCAACCUGUGUGACCAGCUGCUGUCAGCCCUGCUGCAAACCCAGCUGUUGCAAAACCACCUGCUGCACAACCACCUGUUGUAAACCAUCCUGUGUGGCCAGCUGCUGCUCUCCACCAUGCUGCCAGCCCAGCUGCUGUGAAAACACCUGCUGGAAAAUCACCAGCUGUAAGCCAACCUGUGUGACCAGCUGUUGCUGCACACCCUGCUGUCAACCCAGUUGCUGUGAAAUCUGCUACUGCUGGCCUUGCUGCUGCCAGCCCUGCUGCUGUGAGCCCUGCUGCUGUGAGCCCUGCUGCUGUGAGCCCUGCUGCUGUGAGCCCUGCUGCUGUGAGCCCUGCUGCUGUCCAACCUGCUGUGAAACCACCUGCUGCUAGACUACCUGAUGUAAACCAUCCAGCUGCUCCCCUUGCUGCCAGCCUUCCUGCUGCACUACUGCCUGCUGGAAGCCAGAAUGUGUGACUAGCUGCUGUUGUACACCCUGCUGCAAACCCAGCUGCUGUGAAACCACCUGCUGCAAGACCACCUGUUGUAAGCCCACCUGUGUGACCAGCUGCUGCUGUCCACCCUGCUGCCAGCCCAGCUGCUGUAAAACCACCUGCUGCAAGACCACCUGCUGUAAGCCAACCAGUGUGACCAGCUGCUGUUGUCCACCCUGCUGCCAGCCCAGCUGCUGUGAAACCACCUGCUGCAAGACCACCUGCUGUAAGCCAACCUCUGUGACCAGCUGCUGCUGUCCACCCUGCUGCCAGCCCAGCUGCUGUAAAACCACCUGCUGCAAGACCAUCUGUUGUAAGCCCACCUGUGUGACCAGCUGCUGCUGUCCACCCUGCUGCCAACCCAUCUGUUGUGAAAUCUGCUACUGCCAACCCUGCUGCUGCGAGCCCUGCUGCUGCCAGCCCUGCUGCUGUGAGCCCUGCUGCUGUCCAACCUGCUGUGAAACCACCUCCUGCUAGACCACCUGAUGUAAACCAAUUCAUGAGACCACCUGGGGACCCUAGUCCUGCUGCUGUGUCUCCAGCUACUGCCAGGCCUAUUGCGCAUCAACUUUCCAACUGAACAAUGCCCAAACAACUGUCCUUGUGCCACACUAGUCUUGCCAUGUGGGCAGA